AUGCUUUUUCGACUCCGCCAUUGCCCGGGAGUACGGUGGCACAGCCACCCCGGCCUGGGCCUGCGCCGCCCACUGUCCACGGCGGCCAGCGAUAUUGAUCGUACCAUCGCCGAACUCGCCCAAGCGGUCGAGCGCCUGGAAGCGGUGCAGGCCGAGCUGGACCUUCGCUCGCAACAGGUGGCCGCCACCCAGGCCGACUUGCAGCUGGCCAUCCGCCGGUGUCGAGCCCAAUGGUCGGAGCACCGGCUGGAUGCCAUGCGCCAAGCGGCCGCCAACGCCGGACGCGAGCUUAUUCCCGCCAGCCGCAUGACCUCCCAGCAACGGUUUCUGAUCGAUGCAGCCACAAUCAUCCUACACCCGCAAGCCCCGGAAGAUUGGGCCCCGGCUCCCCUCAACCCGAGGGGGCUGCCCUUUGUCCCCGGGCCCCUGGAUCGGUUUUUCAAGCUCUCGACGCUUUUGCGGCUGCUCAAUCGCGAGGCCGCCGCUGGCGAGCCGCCGGUGUCCGAUGCACCUGCGGCCCUUGAUCCGGGCGUGGUCUCCGAGCGGCAUCGCCAGCUCCGAGCGCUGAUCGGCUCACCAACCUUGUGCAUCGAUUGGCCAGACGCAUGGGCCGGCGUGCACGUUGGACCGACCCUCCAGCCCCAGCAACUAGAGCAGGCUCUGGCCGAGCUGGUGGCCCUCUUCCCGAAGGAGGCCGAAGCCAUCCGCUCUCGGCAGUACAGAGCGGUGAUGGCCACGCUUCACGCGUGCUUCCGGUAUGAUCUCCCCUUGCCCUUUGCCACGCCGUUCAAACUCCGCGGAAUCCUACUGGCCCCGGUAUCGACAACCAGGCCAGAAUGA
This is a messenger RNA of Fonticula alba, 840 nucleotides long. RefSeq lists its product as hypothetical. The coding region runs from base 1 to 840 and encodes 279 amino acids. NCBI's taxonomy places the organism in Eukaryota, Rotosphaerida, Fonticulaceae. The transcript has a single exon. The record is from RefSeq and is a predicted model, not a curated record.